This is a messenger RNA of Cynocephalus volans (Philippine flying lemur), 414 nucleotides long. It is a transcript of the gene CIMIP1, whose product is annotated as ciliary microtubule inner protein 1. The record is from RefSeq and is a predicted model, not a curated record. The transcript is spliced from 4 exons. Bases 1 to 414 code for a protein of 137 amino acids. NCBI's taxonomy places the organism in Eukaryota, Metazoa, Chordata, Mammalia, Dermoptera, Cynocephalidae.
AUGGCACAGAAACCGCUCGGCACCGAGGCGGCCCAGCGCAUGAACCUUGUCGCCCAGGACGAAAUCUGGAAAUGUCGUCUGAAGGCUGAAUCUGAGGCGAGGCAAAACUGGCUCCAGAACUGGGGAUUUUUAACAACCCCCUUCAAGGAGUUGAUCAAGGGUGAAGAAGAAGCCCCCGCCCCCAAGCCCAGAAUCGAGCUUCCCGAGCGUUUCCGCAUCCGGCCAGUGACUCCAGUGGAGAAAUACAUCAAGAUUCUUCCGUCCCCCCCAGUCCCGAAGACGACCCAGGGCUUCAUCGGCUGGAGGUCUGGGGUGCAAGGCCUGAACAAGUGCCUGGAGCUGGCCAAUGAGAUCAGAAGCUGCAAAGGGGCAUAUGCCCGAGAGCUGCACUGGCCGGAGCAAGGCAUACACUGA